UUUCUGAAGAAAAAAGUGUUCUUAGUGAAGAAAAAUGUCUGAUUCUGCAGUUGCAACGUCCGCUUCUCCAGUGGCUGCCCCAUCCGCGACAGUUGAGAAAAAGGUGGCCCAAAAAAAGGCAUCUGGAUCUACCGGCACAAAGGCAAAGAAAGCCACUGCGACGCCGUCACAUCCGCCAACUCAGCAAAUGGUGGACGCUUCGAUUAAAAAUUUAAAGGAACGUGGCGGCUCAUCACUUCUGGCAAUAAAAAAAUAUAUUACUGCCACUUAUAAAUGCGACGCCCAAAAGUUAGCUCCAUUCAUCAAGAAGUACCUAAAAUCGGCCGUGGUCAAUGGAAAGCUUAUCCAAACAAAGGGAAAGGGUGCAUCUGGAUCAUUUAAACUUUCGGCCUCCGCCAAGAAGGAUAAGGAUCCGAAGGCGAAGUCGAGGGUUUUGUCUGCUGAGAAGAAAGUGGAAAGCAAGAAGGUAGCAUCCAAGAAGACUGGUGCCUCCUCCAAAAAAACGGCCGCUGGGGCUGCUGACAAAAAGCCCAAGGUUAAGAAGGCUGUGGCCACCAAAAAGACUGCCGAGAAGAAGAAAACCGAGAAGGCAAAAGCCAAGGAUGCCAAGAAAACUGGAAUCGUAAAGUCGAAGCCCGCCGCAACAAAGGCGAAAGCGACCGCAGCGAAGUCGAAGGCUGCAGCAGCCAAAGCCCCAAAGGCAAAGCCAGCGGCGUCUGCCAAACCCAAAAAGACUGCGAAGAAAGCAGCGGUUUCUGCUACUGCCAAGAAGCCGAAAGCAAAGACAACGGCUGCCAAGAAGUAAAUUGUGAAAAAGUACAGUAGUGGGUACAUGUUCGCAAUCAAAAUUUUGGAUUUCAAGAUCUGAAAUUUGUCUAAAUAAGCCCUUUUCA
This is a messenger RNA of Drosophila teissieri, 893 nucleotides long. Its product is annotated as histone H1. The record is from RefSeq and is a predicted model, not a curated record. Bases 35 to 805 code for a protein of 256 amino acids. Gene Ontology annotation, molecular function: structural constituent of chromatin; DNA binding. The transcript has a single exon. NCBI's taxonomy places the organism in Eukaryota, Metazoa, Arthropoda, Insecta, Diptera, Drosophilidae. Gene Ontology annotation, biological process: nucleosome assembly. Gene Ontology annotation, cellular component: nucleosome.